UAUCAUAAACGUGAUGCCAGUACUGAGUAACUGACGAUUUUCCAGAGUUAAAGUUACACAAAACAUAUUUUUUAUGCAUAAUAACAUGAAUGGCGGUGGCUUGAUAUUUGAAAGAAUAUUAAGACCACAUGCACCAGUCGGGAACAUAAGUUGAACAUACGUUUAUCUAUCGUACUAAUUUAUUUGUUUCCUAAAAAAUGAAUAAUGUAUCAGGUAAUUUCUCGUAACCGAUAGAGUUUUUUUCAUUUUUUCACGCCAAAAGAAUUAUUUUGUUCUUUAAACAAUGUAUACUGGAUAUUAAUUUGCACACGGCAGCAGCAUAAUUUGCUAUCAUGGUGGGAGAAAAGGGGUCACUCUUCUGCGCUAAGUAUAUUCAGUUGACAUUACUUCCUUGUACUCGACUGCAGUGAUCAGUGUAAUAGAAUGAUCGAGGCACAGUGCACAAUUUGCUUCCAUCAGAGUUGAUAUUGUACUAGUUUUUUUGAUCCGCUCUGCUGCCGAAUAGUAAAAAAUGCCAGAAACGGUGCCAGUAAAGGACUUGGACAGCCUGCUGCAACAAACGCUUGGUCCUGAUCUCAAAGUUCAAAAUUCAAUAUGGAAACCGCUCACUGCACCAGGAGAGAAUUAUGGCAGUUUAAUAUAUUCCGUGGAUGCCAGCGUUGAACGGAAUAAAGAAAUCGAGAGUCUACAUCUGGUUGUAAAAUUGCCACCACCGUCGGCAUAUCUCUUGGAUCUAUUUAACAGCCCACUUUGUUUCCGGAAAGAGCUGGUUUACUAUAGAGAUAUUGUACCCGUAUUCACGGAACUACAAUUUGAAACUAAUAUAGAAGACAAUAAGAUUAUCAGACUUAUGCCACAAUAUUACGGCGGAAGAUUGGGAUCGGAAGAUCCGAACGUUUUCGAUAACCAGGCCGCUAUUGUUAUGGAAAAUCUGAUUUCAGUGGGAUACUACGUUAGAGAUAGAUUGCUGGGAUUGGACUUGGAUCACACGGAACUCGUCAUUGAAGGACUAGCAAAAUUACACGCUAUUGUAAUUGCGUUGAAAAUUAGGAAACCUGAUUUUUUCAGGGAGACCGUCAUACCUGCCUUAGUGCACACUGCAAAUGAAACAGCUAUGGAAGCCGUAAGAGGAAUGCUCAAAGAGGCGCACGAUGUUUACAAGCAACUACCCGAAGCAAAGCCAUUUUUGGAUCGUAUCGAUAGAACUUUAAAAUAUGAUUACGAAACCGAUUGGAGAACUUUCAAGUCAACAGAACCAUGGGGAACAAUGGUGCACAACGAUUUUUGGUCCAACAAUGUGCUAUUUAAAUACAGCGAGAAAGGUCUAGUAUUUGUUUCUAUAUGGGAAUGUGUCCUGGACUCACUCCAGAAGGAAACAUCGAAUCUUUUCAUGUGCUUACUCAUGUGCGGGGUUCAGGCUGCAACGUAGCCAAACAGCUAUAAGUUGGUCAAGGUGAGAUAACAAAAACUACGAUCUCAUCCUCAAUUGAAGAAUGAUGUGAUAAAGACUUUGAGUUAAAUAUAUCCUUUUUUUCAAUAUCGGGUAUUACAAUAUGUACAGAUAGCAUGACUCAACUUUUGCUGUGCAUGAACAAUAUAAUGAUUGAAACAUUAAUGAUAAAUAUA
Messenger RNA from Athalia rosae (coleseed sawfly), 1626 nucleotides. RefSeq lists its product as uncharacterized. The transcript has 4 exons. The coding region runs from base 512 to 1429 and encodes 305 amino acids. NCBI's taxonomy places the organism in Eukaryota, Metazoa, Arthropoda, Insecta, Hymenoptera, Athaliidae. The record is from RefSeq and is a predicted model, not a curated record.